Molecule: messenger RNA, 1196 nt
Organism: Rubroshorea leprosula
Lineage: Eukaryota; Viridiplantae; Streptophyta; Magnoliopsida; Malvales; Dipterocarpaceae
Source: the annotation of a GenBank genome assembly
CCAAAGGCAUUAAUAUCUCUCUCUCUCCUUCGUUGGCUACAGAAAGCUAAGAGAUGGAAAGCUUCUGCACUCCCACCCACUCAUUCCCACAAUCAUAACACCACCCCACCCCACCUCACCCCACCUUUAUUUUCUUUCCCUGUAAUCAAAAACCAAAAACCACUAUUCCUUUCCAUCCCAAUUGAUUCCCACUUCCCACCUUCACACUCUCUUUCUCUCUCUCUCUCUCUUAAUUUUCCCCAUCCCCUUCCUCCCCCGACCAGACUAGUCCUUUCAGGUUUUUGUAUCUUUCUCCCCUCUCCAAAACCAAUAUAUUAGUAUUUUUUGUUUGUCUUUCUUCCUGCUUCUCUUCAAUUUUCGGUUAUAUUUUUCCUUGAUCUGGGGAUAUCAUAUAGUCUCAAAUUAAGCAGAAAAAAAAUGUCAGUGGAUUUGGCAUCAGAACGUGUGUGUUAUCUUCACUGCAACUUCUGCAACACCACUUUAGCGGUAAGUGUUCCAUGCAGCAGCAUGUUCAACAUUGUAACAGUUAGAUGUGGGCAUUGUGCCAAUUUGCUGACUGUAAACACAGGAUCUUUACUUCAAGCUGCUCCUCUCCAAGAUGCCGAGAAACAGCAGAUAAACUGUCAAGAUUCAAUUGAAUUUGGCUCUUCUUCCAAAUGCAACAGGUUUUCUGGAUUGGAGUCAGCAGAGCACAAUAACAUCACCAGAAUGCCUCCCAUUCGCCCACCAGAGAAGAGGCAACGUGUUCCUUCCGCAUAUAACAGGUUUAUUAAGGAGGAAAUCCAGAGGAUUAAGGCUAGUAAUCCUGACAUCAGCCACAGGGAAGCCUUCAGCACAGCAGCAAAAAAUUGGGCACAUUUCCCCCAUAUUCACUUUGGGCUAAAGCUGGAUGACAAUAACAAGCAACCAAAACUGGACCAGCCAUUUGCUGAAGGCACUCAAAAGUCGAAUGGGUACUACUAAAACCCCACUCAUGCAUAGAUCAGUACUACUUUCUCUAUGUGUAAGAAGAAAUGAGGUGCAUAAAAGUCUCCUAACCCAACAGGAUGACCUUUCCUUCACAACCUCACCAAAAUACUACCUAUAUAUACUAAGUGUGCCCUAAUCAACUCUUUAUUUAAACAGUUUUCUUCAUUUAUGUGAAAACAGUUUCACUUAUGCAAUAACAUUUCAUGGAAUAAUUUGCAUAUAUAGCA